Messenger RNA from Daucus carota subsp. sativus, 1263 nucleotides. Its product is annotated as putative F-box protein At5g15660. Lineage: Eukaryota; Viridiplantae; Streptophyta; Magnoliopsida; Apiales; Apiaceae. Gene Ontology annotation, molecular function: protein binding. The record is from RefSeq and is a predicted model, not a curated record. The transcript has a single exon. The coding region runs from base 1 to 1263 and encodes 420 amino acids.
AUGGGAAGCACAGAGUUGUCGAAGAAUGCUGAGCGCAAGUCAUCGUUCGAUGAUCUUCCUCACGAAACGGUCUUCGAAAUCCUCUUAAAACUGCCGGUGAAAUCUAUAAUCCGCUCAACCCUGGUCAACAAAUCAUGGCGCUCCUUGAUCAAAAACCCUGAUUUUAUUUCUGCUCACAUUCAACGAUCAGUGUCAUGUUAUGAUGAAAGUGCUGUGUUACUAGUCCCUUAUAUGGGCUCCUUUGAGAAAUAUUGCUCCUUAGUCUCCACUGAUACUUCUUCACUUAUCCAAAAAUUUGAGUUUCCUUUUGAUACUAGGCGUACAACUACAAGUUCCGAAGCACUAUUUGCAUCAUUGCAUGGACUUGUUUUAUUAUCUACUUCUGAUGAAUUGAGUUCACGUUCUGAAUUGUAUCUGUGGAAUCCCUCUCUUGGAACACAUAGAGCCCUUGUUACUAAAAGCCCUUUUGAUAAAAGGGCUUAUAGAUGGAGAAGACAAAUUCUUCUAGCCGGAUUAGGUUUUCAUAAACCUACUAAUGAUUAUAGAGUUGUUAUGGCUUUUUCUGGCGCGGAUAAAAAGGGGAAGGUCUAUGAAGAGCAAGCUCCUAAGGCUGAGAUUUAUAGUUUGAGGGAGCAUGCAUGGAAGGAGUUAAAAAACUCUAAAGUUCCUAGACUUAUUCCGAAAAAUGAGACAUAUGUCGAUGGUAGGUUUUACUGGUUAGGUACAAUGCUCCCCGAAACUCAUGAUGUUUUUCAGCUUUCUACUCUUCGCUAUUCUUGUAAUCCUGAACAAUUGAGGAUAUUGUCAUUUAAUUUUGAUACGGAAGCGUUUGGGGAAUUACUAAAAUUGCCGGAUGAAGUGUCUAGCUGUGUAGGACAAGCUGCCGAAUUUAAGCUGAUGGAAUUUGAGGGUUUACUCUGUGUUUGUGUUUUUGAUUUUCAAUACAGGAGUAGUGGCCAGCUUUUCAGUAUAUGGUCGAUGAGGUCUGAAAAUGGUGUUAUCUCUUGGAGUCUACGUUUUAGAUUUCGGCUGAAGGAAGGGGCGGCACGCCCUCUGAAUAUUACAAAGAGUGGAUCAUUUAUAAUAGAGUCAUAUGGGUACUCCAAUUGGAAUACAAGGAUUUUCUCAUGUAAUCUCAAAAGCAUGCAUGAUAGAGAUAUUGGACUUUCUAAGUUUCAAAAAUAUGCAGAGUAUUCGUCGAUAUAUACCGUGGACACUCAUUUCAUGGAGAGUUUGGUCAUGUACGAGGGAGAUCAGAAGUAG